AUGUCUAUGAACAUAACCUCCCCCUUCUCUCCUUACCCGAGCUACGUACUCGGCACAGGCCUCACUUUCAUAGGCCUUCUAGGCUUCGUCCGGCCCCUGGCAAUCUACGACGCCUUCGGCAUCGCCAGACCCCUCUCCGCAGAAGCCGAGGCUUUUAGCUAUGCUAAAUCAGCGCGUGAUCUAGCUACAGGGUUGCUGUUUCUCGGGCUCGAGACGUAUCAGGAGGGAAGCGGCAAUGAAGACGCGGUGACUGCGUUAUUGGCCGUUACUUCGCUUGUUGGAAUCAUGGAUUGGUGGAUUGUUAGGACGAUGGGUGGUAAGGGAGGACGAGGAGAUGGGGGGAAAGCGUUGACGCAUUUGGGUUGUGGGGUUGUGCUUGGGAGUUUCGCCAUUUGGAGAUCCCAAGCAACUUGA
Colletotrichum lupini is the source of this 414-nucleotide messenger RNA. RefSeq lists its product as uncharacterized. NCBI's taxonomy places the organism in Eukaryota, Fungi, Ascomycota, Sordariomycetes, Glomerellales, Glomerellaceae. Bases 1 to 414 code for a protein of 137 amino acids. The record is from RefSeq and is a predicted model, not a curated record. The transcript has 2 exons.